CAGAAGUAAUAGCAAAAUUUAUCGAGUCGAGUCAAUCCAAGAAAAUAUUAAAUAUCUCAUAAUUCUAUCUAAUCUCAUAAAUAACAGUGAAUCUAUAGAAAUUUAAAUUGAAAAACGGUAAACCAAAUGAACUUAACUUUAUUUCGUCUAAUCAUCCUUGUUUAGAUUUACAGUUACUAUUUAUUUAACAGCGAAAAAUAAGUGUCAGUUUGUUUCUAUUAAGUUAAUUUUAAUAAGUAUAAUAAUUGAUUAUAAUGUCGAUUGAUGAAUUCCAAAUAUUACUGGAGGUUUUGUCUUAAUGGUGUUUAUUUAUAAACUAUCGAUAAACUUCAAACUGCUUUUUACACAAGAAAGAAAGUAUUUGGCUCAAAGUGAAUUCUUGAUCUUUCACCAACUAGUGACGUCAGUGUGUAAUAUGUUAAUGUAAAUAUUUAAAUCGUGAUAGAUUCAUCAAAAGCAGCAGAAUGAUGCCCGAAGAUGCAGUGGAGAACCGUCAUGGACCCCCCGGAGUCAACUCGCGGUCGCUUGGUGCUGCCCAUACAGCAGCCGAUUUAGAGGUACUCCGCGAGAUAGAAAAUGUGUACUUCUCCCCGCCAUCAGAGUUCGACGCUGCUCGGUACGCGCUGGAACAUGCGCCGGCGCCGCUCACUUGCGACGCGAUAGAAAGCAUGUUCGCUAAGCUUAAGAGACAGCAACAGGUGGUGUCCGGGAAAGCUCUCCAUCUCAUAUCCCAACAACGAGACAACUGUGAUAGGGAGUUCGCUGAAAUCCAGAACAUUCGAACCCAACUGUCAGAAACACUAGAGAAAUGUCAAGAGGCAAGAAAUUCCCUACGUUCGGCGUCCAACCAUUUAACAAUAUCAACGUUUGUCAUACUGGCCAACUUCAGAAAACGACAAAUCAUAAGGUCCGUCCUUAAAUCUCUUGAGCUGUUAAGAAGUUUGCGUAGUGUGGAAAAAGAUGUAGCCGAAUUGUUAGAUAGGAAAGAUUAUUAUGAAGCUAUAGACCUGAUUUUGCGUAGUAGAAAAGCGGCUGGUAAUCACAAAGAGUUCACUUGUAUAGCAGACUUGAAUACUAGGUUACAAGACACGUUAGAUAUGACUGAAGAGAAACUAGAUGCGGUAUUAUCGUCUUUAUGUUAUAAUUUCGAUGGUAAUGUUUUUAGGAAAUUGCGUAAAGCGUUCAAUCUUUUAGGUAAGACUCAAGCCGCCAUGGAACAAUUGCAUAUGCAUUAUUCAUCUGCAGUCAAUUUAUCUUCCGCAGAUGCACUGAGACCGUAUAUAGGUGAGGCUAAUUUGGAUGUUAAGUUUCAGGAUAUGUGCCAAUUGGUGCAACCUAACAAAGCUCCCGUUUGUCUUUUAAAUUUAUGCGAGAAACUCUUCUUGAUUAUGAGGAGUUAUUACCUUUUAGUAAAUUGGCAUACGAAACAUGACGAAGAAGAUACAUCGUCUUCUAGUAAUGUUUUCGAAAUUGAAAAGAGUGUGAGUCGUGAAUAUAUAAGGCAGAAGUUGAAAGCUGGUUUGAUGAGGAUCUGGCAUGAUGUUCAGGCGAAGGUGUCAUCGUUUUUGAAGAGCUCUGGCUUAGAAGAGUAUCCAUUUGAGAAAUUCAUACAAAUGUUAGGCAUUCUAAGAAAAUUAACUCAAAUAGCUGAAGUGUUUUGCGGAGAUAAAUCAGACAUUUUACAAGAUUUCAUCAAAACGCAAAGUGUUUUGUACAUAAAAAAUUAUCACAGGGGUCGAAUGGAUGAAUUGAAGUUGUUUUUGGAGAAUGAGGGCUGGGAGCAGUGCCCAGUGAAAUCUACAUUCAAUUUGUUAAAUUUACAAGAGUUCAAACAGUUUAAAAAGUACUUGAACCCAAAGCAUGAGACAUCAAUCUCCAAAGCUCAGUCCGAUGGUGGUUCGUCAGUGCCUUCUCAAGACGACAGUGUCUACAUGGCGAGAUAUUUUAAUCAGAAAUCCAAUCAUACUCCUUUUGAGAUAUUUCGAAAUGAGAAUGUCACUAAUGAUGAUAUUUUCGGCCUCGAACCUGAAUUGGAAGCUAGCGAUGAUUCUGACGAUGAACCUGAUGAAUUAAAGAGAGAUUUCGUUGAAGAAACAGAUAAAGAAUAUUCAAGUACAAAUGAGAAAGUCAUAGAAAGUCCUUCUAAAGUUAAAGACAGUGUGAUAGUUACCAACACAACUUUAUCAGUUUUGAGAAAUUGUGGUCAGUAUUUGCAAAUCUGUAGGUAUCUGCCGCAAAUUUCUCUAGAAGUAGUCAUGCUUAUGAACCAACUUUUCGAUUAUUAUUUUUACACAGUGCAUCAUUUUUUCACGUCAGAUUUAGAUGUGGCAUCAACAACUUUAUACACGUCAAAGUUAAAUGUAGUUUUAAAAAGAAUUUCAAAUAGUAUAGACACUGGCAGGAAUGCGGGCGAUGGAGAUUCGAAAACAUUCCCAUGCGCAGAAUUACCACAGCAUUUAAAUUUAAAUUCCGAAGACAGUCUUCACGGUUUGAGCGAAAGAAUAGUCGCGGUUGAAAGCGUAAUAUUUCUAUCAAAACAAUUUGAACUCUUACAACCUUACUUAGAGUCGAUAGUCGCGACGCAUCAAAGGAUGCUUUUGGAACAUUUUAGGGAUAAUACUCUAGCUGUUGUCGCAGAUUUAAGAAUGCCCGUUUAUAUGUGUUCGGCUUCAAAAGCUGUUGACGCACGUUCCGCCUUAAUAGCGAUGUCACAAGUCAAGUGGGACGUUAAAAACGUAGCUGUGGAACAUUCUCCAUACGUAGACAUGAUUAUACGGAAAAUUCAAGUGUUCGCGCUCCGUUUAGAUAAUGUUUCGGCGAAAGUGUCUCUAAAUUUGGAAGUGUUAAAUUCAGUCUGGGCGAUGGUGUCCAAAUUCGUCGUACAUUUGUUAGUAGAAGGUUAUUCUAAUGCAAACAAAUGUUCCAAUGGCGGAAGAGGUUUGAUGCAGCUGGAUUAUAGGCAAUUAUUUGUGAAAUUAGAGAAGAUAUCUGGCCUCAAGCCUAUUCCGUACCAAGAUUAUGUAGAUAGGUACGUGAAAGCGUAUUAUUUGCCCAGGAAAGGUCUAGAAGACUUUGUGAGAGAAAGGACUGAGUAUUCAAAUAAACAUUUGUUGGCUUUAGUGGCUUCAGCAUGUGAGAAUAAGAGAGAUAGGCAAGCUUUGGCUGCUAUAAUUGAGGGUAGAGAUGCUGCGUAGACUGAAAUGUUCACAUGAUCCGAGUCGAAUCCAGAAAUUUGAUAAGAUACAGUACUACCACGCUUAUAAGUCGCCUUAGCAAUAUUCGCCUACCGUCAAAUCAAACCGAAUUAAAACUCAAUAAAAUGACGACCUUAUUACAAGUACAUUAAACUUAAAAUCUAAAUUCAAACUCCUGCCGUCUCGUUCGUAAUAACAGUUGAGUUCGCGGGUUCAAAUGGCUCGCUCUGAUUGGCUAAUAAGCUCAAAUAUUAUCGCGCCAAAAAAAAAAAUAAGGUCUUCUGGUACAUCGGUGUUAUUUAUCAAGGCUCUCUAUCAGAAUUGAGGGGUUCGGGAGAGAGAAUAAGACAUAAUAUUAUGAUGUCAUAUCAGAGUACGUGAAUAGUCCUACGGGUAGGCUGAAAUUUAAAAUAAUUAAAAACAGUACAAAAAUUGCGUUUUUGCUCUGGUGUUAGGAAAAAGGUGAUUAUCAUGAUUGAAUCUCGAGAUAUUUUUUUUAUUCAAUAUUGGUUUAGGCAUCUUCCAUCUCACCUGAUGGUACCUAUGUGACGAUGAAGUCGAAGAUGUUACAUGCCUGUCCAAGAGAUUCUUUUUUUAAUUCUACUUUUGAAUAUUCGCGAACAGUACUUGUCUGUGAAUAUGGACGUUGGCCUAUAUUAAUUGAUUUACACAGUUCAAAAGUUGAUGUACUUAAAAUGUAUAUUGUAAGUUAGUGUAUAGUGUAUGCACAAUGCAAAUAUAUGUGUAUAAUUUGAAUUGUAAUAUAAAAUCAUAUAAUCGUGUCUUAAAUCAUAUUGUAGAUCUAUAUUUUUAUUCGAACACUAAUUAGUGGCACGCGACUUUUCUUUAUUUUGUAAAAUGACUAGGCAACUGUGCGCAUGCGCCUUAACCGCAGUAUACACACUUACUGUAAUGCGUACACGCAUCGUAGUGGCCACAAUCGUCGUGUAACGGGACGGGAGCGAAGUUAAGGGCUCAAACGUCAUCAAAGUGAAGAUCUUUCGCCAGGUUAGACGUUAUGCUUUGGGAACCACUCGACAGACGAGUGACGAGUCAAAGAUUGUACAUAUAUAUGCUCCAACCCGUGGAAACUUUGAUAGCGCGAUUUAGCAUACUCGCUGUUAUUGGCCGAUGGUGUAGCAUUCUGCGCUGUGUGUAGAGAUGUCGCCACAGUCGCUUUUGUUCAUGUACUGCGGAGACUGCUGCGCAGAUGAGUGCGCGAGGUUGCAUACAAAUGUCUGCUUUAUCCUUGUGUACUUAAGGUCCACUUUGGCUGUUCUUAGUUUUGUAUCACCCUCUUUGUCUAUAUUCCUCCGCCACUAUGCUUUCGGGUCUAAUCUGUAAAUUUAAUGUUUUAUGAUAUAUUCAUAAUAAUAUGUUGUUGAUGAUAUGUACCUAAGUAUAUUGUAACAUUUACACGUGAUUUCUCCUUGUAAAUAUGUAAAAUAAGAUUAGAGAUCUGUAUUUUUAUGUGUUACACAUAUAUUAUUGUAAA
Messenger RNA from Amyelois transitella, 4689 nucleotides. It is a transcript of the gene Vps50, whose product is annotated as syndetin. The transcript is spliced from 4 exons. NCBI's taxonomy places the organism in Eukaryota, Metazoa, Arthropoda, Insecta, Lepidoptera, Pyralidae. Gene Ontology annotation, cellular component: EARP complex. Gene Ontology annotation, molecular function: SNARE binding. Bases 465 to 3194 code for a protein of 909 amino acids. Gene Ontology annotation, biological process: retrograde transport, endosome to Golgi; endocytic recycling. The record is from RefSeq and is a predicted model, not a curated record.